CUGUCGAUGCCGUUUCUGUUGUCUUUUCUCUCUCUGUCUCUCUCUCUCUCUUCUUGACAAAAACAAAUAUUUUCUUGAAUCUCAAAUCAUCUUAUCACCUACCUCGGCGACAAUUCAGGCAAGGGAACUCAGAUCUAUACGGGCGAAAGUGAAUUCGAACUGGCGAUAUCAAUCUCAAUCAUAAGAAAUCUCUCCGCAUCUAAUCCUACGGUUGCUUCAUCGUUUCUUCUUCUCUGAAACUACUGAUCCGAGGAGUGUUUUGAUAUAUUCAUAAUCGAGGAAUAUGUUGACCAAGUACGUGGCAAAGAGUGACAGAGUUCAGGGGCUGAUCUUUCGAACCAAACGACCAUGGACUCUCGCGAGUUUGCUUUGGGAUUUCCGUGUGAUGAACCUGUUCGUGGUCUUUAUUUCCACAUAUGACAGCCUUUCUUCCUCUCACAAGGCUCUACUUGAAGUGAAAGAUGAGCUGCAAAAGAGCUUGGGAAGAGAGAGCCAAGGGAAGCUGAAAUAGCUAAAGAGAUCAAAAUGACUACGGGUGAAGUUAAAAAAAGAAAAAUUGAAAUUGGUAGAGCUGCAAGAAACAAAACUUAUUAAGACAACGAACUCUAAAGGGAUUUCUCAAGUGUGCAAACAACAUUGUUUGGUGACAUGAAGUGUAUCCAAGGUGUUUCGAGAUCGGAAGAUGAAGAAGGUGAAGAUGAUGAUCAGGUCGGAGACGAAGAGCAGCGAAGAUGAUGAUCAAGGCGACAAAGUUGUCCUCGGCGUGAGUUUCCACUCCAAGAGGCCUUGGAUUCUCGCGAGUCUGGACAGAGGCGGGAUCGAGCUGUGGGAUUAUCGUAUGGUGGCGUUGAUCAAAAGGUUUGGUAAGCAUCAGUUACCUGUUCGUGGUGUGCACUUCAACAACUUAAGGCCGUUGUUCGUCUCCGGAGGUGAUGAUUUCGUCGUUAAGGUCUGGAACUACGACACAGGCAAGUGCCAUCUCUCUCUUCUCGGGCAUGAAGGUUCUGUCCGCACUGUCCAGUUCCACCCCGAUUCCCCCUGGAUCCUGAGUGCUAGUGAAGAUAAGACUAUCCGCAUAUGGGACUGGAAAUCAGGGCAAUCAGGGCAAUCUCUUUAUCUCUUGAAUGGUCACACGGAUUGGGUUACCUGCGCCUCGUUUCAUCCUACUACCGGAUCCAUCUUGUCAGGAUCUAGAGAUCAGACUGUGCGUAUUUGGGAUCAGGAGAAACCAUUUUCUGGGCCUUUUGUUAGCAAGGUGCUUACUACUCAUACUAAAGGAGUCAACUCCGUUUCUUUUCACCCAACCGACCGGCGUCUUAUUGUCUCUUGUUCUGAUGACCAAGUAAAGUUGUUGUGUCUUAAGACGGAUGGAAGUCUUGCAGGAACAAGAUUGAAGACAGAAGACAUAUUGGAGACAAAACACCCUUUGGAUGACGACACUUACACAAAUGCCUCCUUUCAAGUAAAUUCUUCCCCAAUUGUCUCCACUACUACACGAGGGAGGAUCCGUGUGUGGGAUCCCAGUGUCUGGGAUAGCCGCCGAAAUGAACUUGACACUUUCGACCUUAAACACAUAUUCUCGUCACUAGCAGUUCACCCUGAGACGAAUCUAAUUGCCGCAGGACAUGACAGUGGUUUCAUCGUCUUCAAACCUGAUAGACAACGUCCUGCAUUUGCUGUGAGUGGAAAUUUCUUAACCUAUGUCAGGGGUCCUGGUUUGUUCGUAUAUGAUUUCUGCGCACAGAGAGAAUCUCAACAUCCAGCAAACCAUAUUGUGAAGAUAUUUUCUUUCAAUCCAGAAAGGGAUGCAAUUCUCGCUUCCUCAAAUGUGGAUGGCGCUUCUUACGAGAUGUACUACUACCUCCAACCAACCCUUACAUAUCUCCCUGCGACAACCAAUACGGUUUCUGCUAUCUUUGUUUCAACAGAUACCUUUGUGGUUCUGCAGAAAGACCCCAGAAUGCUUCUACUCAAGACCUUGGACGGCAGCAUGCUCUCUCAGAUCUCUCUCCCACUGAUCACUGAGGCUACCGUUGAUACUAUAUUCUAUGCUGGGACUGGGUAUUUGCUUUGCAGAUCUGAGGAGAAAUUAGAGAUGUUGGACCUGCAGCAAAGCCUGGUUGUUUGUGAAAUCCAGACUCCAUCUGUUGUUAGAUCCGUUGUUUGGUCCAGUGAUAUGGAGAGGGUUGCUUUGCUCAGCAAACAUACCAUCAUGAUCGCAAGUAAAAGUCUCGUCCUCCAGUGCACCCUUCAUGAGACUAAUCGUGUGAAAAGCGGAGCUUGGGACGAUGGCUUUGGUGUCUUGAUCUACACAACUUUAAACCACCUCAAAUUCUGUCUUCCUAAUGGCGAGAGUGGAAUCAUCCGAACCCUCGAUGUCCCUUUUUAUGUCACCAAAGUCUCACGAGACUUGGUAUAUUGCUUGGACCGCCAAGUGAAGCUCAAGAUUUUUAGAAUUGUUUCAAGUGAAUAUGCUCUCAAGGUUUCACUCCUCAGGGAGAACUUCGACCAUGUCAAGAGUAUGAUCCGUACCUCCCAGCUGCCCGGGCAGGCUAUGGUCCAUUAUCUCCAGCAGAAAGGAUUCCCUGAAGUUGCUUUUCCUCUAGCUCAUGAUGAAAAGACCCGAAUUAGCCUUGUUAUUGAAAGUGGCAACAUAGACGCUGCUGUUACACCAGCUAGAACUCUUAAUGAGAAAGAUCAGUGGCACAAACUUGCUGUGGGUGCUCUUAGAUAUGGUAGGGUAGGUGUGGCCAAACUUGCUUACAAGGAGGCACAGAAUUGGCAAAGGCUGGCCUUUCUCCAUCUCUUAACUGGAGACUUGAAGAACCUGGAAUCUGUUGUGGAGGAGAGCAAUAGUUUCAUGUUGAAGUUUGAACAUUCACUUUUCGUGGGAGAUGUGGCAUCGCGUGUCAAGGUACUAGAGGACGCAGGGCACUUACCUCUUGCCUAUAUCAUAGCUUCGGUUCAUGGAUUAUGCGAUACUGCUGAGCUUUUGGCAAAUAAGCUGGGACACAAUGUGCCUUCCUUGCCUGAAGGUAAAAAGUCUUCCCUUCCUAUGCCCCCAGCGCCUAUCUUGUGUGAACAUGAUUUGCCUGUCCUGGAGAAGAAGUUUGUGUCUUAGAAAGAGCCGUUUAGAACCAGUAGCUUCAACACAGAUGAAUAAAAGAAGAAGAAGAAGAAGAAGAACAAGAAGAAGAUGAAGAAGAAGAAGAAUAAGCUUGCUUGGUUUUAAUCUCUGCUACUUAUAUGUUUAAGACAUGGCGUGAUGUGAUCGCAGGACGCGACCUCAGCCAAGAAGACCAAGACACGCCGGACGCGACCGAGACGGCUGACCAAGACGCAUCACCGACUGAAAGUUGGCCGUAAGUCCAAGCCGCGUCCAUACCGCGAUCGUACCGAGACCGCGUCCGGCGGUCACAUCAUGGCGUCUGUGCUCAGUCUUGUGUGUUACUCAAUUGCAUUCUUGUUUCUGAUUUUGAAGAAGGGAUUUAGAAUCGUGGGUAGGGUUUAUUUGGUUUUAAUCUCUGCUACUGAUAUGUUUAAGUCAUUGCGUCUGAGUGAAUUUGGAGCAUCGUCUCCUUCCCCUUUUCUUAAAUCAAACGAGAACAGAUGUUUCAAUCA
This is a messenger RNA of Camelina sativa (false flax), 3621 nucleotides long. RefSeq names its product coatomer subunit alpha-1. Gene Ontology annotation, biological process: intracellular protein transport; retrograde vesicle-mediated transport, Golgi to endoplasmic reticulum; intra-Golgi vesicle-mediated transport. Gene Ontology annotation, molecular function: protein binding; structural molecule activity. The record is from RefSeq and is a predicted model, not a curated record. Gene Ontology annotation, cellular component: COPI vesicle coat. Lineage: Eukaryota; Viridiplantae; Streptophyta; Magnoliopsida; Brassicales; Brassicaceae.